Messenger RNA from Aethina tumida (small hive beetle), 3272 nucleotides. It is a transcript of the gene trbd, whose product is annotated as ubiquitin thioesterase trabid. Gene Ontology annotation, molecular function: cysteine-type deubiquitinase activity; K63-linked polyubiquitin modification-dependent protein binding. Gene Ontology annotation, cellular component: nucleus; cytoplasm. The transcript has 11 exons. Gene Ontology annotation, biological process: protein deubiquitination involved in ubiquitin-dependent protein catabolic process; protein K33-linked deubiquitination; protein K29-linked deubiquitination. The coding region runs from base 324 to 2243 and encodes 639 amino acids. The record is from RefSeq and is a predicted model, not a curated record. Lineage: Eukaryota; Metazoa; Arthropoda; Insecta; Coleoptera; Nitidulidae.
AGUGCUAAAUUGUCAAAAUAAUAUUUUGACGUUUAAGAAAUUAAACUAUUCAUUUGACAUCUGGCGAAUCGAUUGGCAUGCAAAUGGUAUCUAAAUUAUUUGUUUAUCGCAAUACGAACAGCGUCACACAUUGUGCCUUCACUACAAUAAUUUUUUUUCUGACCCUAUUAUUGAAGGUAUGAAGUUUGAUAUCAUCACAGCUGUUGGUGUGCUGUAACCCAGUUCCAAGAAAAUAACACACAAAUAUGAAAAACUCAUGACACAAGAUUGUACAUGCAAUUGGCGCCUGAUUUUCGCGAGUCAGGUCAGGUAAUACACCCAAAAUGAGUGAAAGUGAAGCUAAAUGGUCCUGUGAGUACUGUACAUAUGAAAACUAUCCAUCAUCCCUUAAAUGCACCAUGUGUAGAGGUGCAAAGCCUUUUGUUAGUGAGGAUAUAUAUCGAAUACAUGAUGACAAGCUGAGCUCCAAUGAAAAAUUCUCUUCCAAUAUUGCAGCUGGGCCUAUAACCGCAAACGAUUUACACGAACAUCUACAGCCCUUACGAAUAUCGCAGCACUCUGAUCUAGCCCAGAGCCUGAUACGAAACAAUUCGCCCCCCUCCAGUCUGACAAAUGUUGAGAACACUCGAAGGACGUCGCAAGGAAAAUGGAUAUGCACGCUGUGUACGUACGAAAACUGGCCAAAAACCACGAAAUGCGCAAUGUGUGGCAACGUAGUAAAUAAUAAUCAACGAUCGCAAGCCUCCAACGUCACCUCUUCGCCGGACCGAAAUACAGAAACCGAAUCCAGCCAUGACGACAGAUUAAAAGACCUUAUCUUAGAUUCAUCUCAAAGCCCUAAUAACAUGGAGACGGAGAGAAAGCUGCGGCACCUGAAGCGCACCGCCGAUUGGAAUUGGCUGAACGCCUGCACCGGCGUGAUCGAUGGCGAUCCGCGACCGGUAGAGGCUUACCUGUCAUCCGGAGGCGACCCAGCUCGUACCCUGACCGCUUCCGAAGUCGCAAUACUCAAUCGAAGUUCUGCCUUUGAUGUUGGACAUACCCUCGUUCAUCUAGCCAUAAGAUUUCAAAGAGAAGAUUUGUUAGCGUUGUUGCUUACUCAGAUAGAAGGAUCGGGUUCGGGUAUAAAGCGUGUGCCCAGUUACGUUGCUCCCGAACUUGCCAGAGACAUUCGAAGGUACUUCGCCUCGACAAUUCGACAAAGGAAAGGCAACUUUCCUUGCAACUACGUCACCGACUUCCCCACGUUUGCCCUUCCUGCCGAAUGUGACGAAUUACCGGGUUCAGUUCAGGAACAACUGUUUGCUGAGUUACUAGACAAGGACGCCCAGGAGCAGUUGGAAUCCGAUCCUGCAGUAAUAAAUUGGUCGCUAGAAUUGACGGUGAGACUGGGCUCGCGACUCUACGCUCUCUGGAAUCGUUCGUCCGGCGACUGUCUGCUUGACUCUGUCAUGCAGGCAACCUGGGGCGUUUUUGACAGAGACAACACAUUGCGAAGAGCGCUGGCCGAAAGUCUCGGUCAAGGUGGCCACAUAUUUUAUCCACGGUGGAAGGAGUACGAAGCAAGCCAGGCGUCAUUUUUACAAUAUUCUCUCGAUGAGGGCCAAUGGGAGGAGGACUGGAGCAGUCUGGUGUCUUUAGCAGGUCAACCCGGCACAAGUCUCGAACAAUUACAUGUGUUCGCCCUCGCACACAUUUUACGCCGUCCAAUCGUCGUCUACGGAGUGAAGUACGUGAAGAGUUUCAGGGGUGAGGCCCUGGGAUACGCGCGCUUCGAAGGCGUCUACUUACCACUUCUGUGGGAGCACUCGUUUUGCGUAAGGACACCAAUAGCUUUAGGGUAUACUAGAGGACAUUUUUCUGCCUUGGUUCCUCUGGAGCCAUACAGCAGACUGGACACCAGGUCGCCUCCCCAACAUGGGAACAUUGCCCAUGAUCAGCUGCAAAGCACUUUCUUGCCUCUAAUGGAUCGUGACAGGAAACUGUUGCCUAUUCAUUUCCUUACCGAAUCCGAGUUGGGUCGGGAGGAGACGAUUCUUAGACAAUGGCUGGAUGUUUGCGAAACUGAAGGCGGGAUAUUAGUUGCUCAACAGUUGCUGAACAAAAGGCCGCUAUUGGUUGCUCAAAUGGUCGAGGAAUGGCUGAACCAUUACAGAAGAUUGUCUCAGAUGACGUCAGCUCCUUUUGCUAGACCGAUCCCAAUCCAAGACUAUUCGAGUGAGGGCGAUACUGACGAUGAAUAACACAGGCCCACAAAGGAGAAGCACGUGACUCCGUGACGCAACGCCUUAUAGGGGCGCCUUGUCAAUGCUUCUGUACAUUAAAAUGCUGUUUUCCUUAGAAUUAUAAAGAAAAUCUAACACAACAUUGACAACAAUACGUACAUAGUUUAGAUAUAGCAACGCGGAAUUCAAUGAUUGGCAGCAGUAAUAAUUAUGAAAUAGACAGACGGAGUGCUUGUCGGUAUUCCAGUAAUUAGUUACCUCUAAUCCUUGAAUCGAUAAUAUAAUUGUAAUUUUGCAAAGGCAAAGCAUUGUAAAUAUGAUUCUUAUGCCUAGUUGAGUGCUUCAAUUUGUUCCUUUCUCCCAUUGAGUUAGUAGUAAAAUCGCAAAAUUAAGUCAUAUUCCACCAAUUUUGAUAUUAGCGGAAAUCAUAGAAGUCUUACUGCCACAAUUUUGAUAUGUAAUCACUGUUUGAUUUAAUGCAAGGCUCGUAAUCAAGGACGUACUUAAAUCGAGUUUACUUCAUUAGAAAUCAGUAUUUUGAAACUGUAAAUGGCUCCAAAGAUUUUCUAAAUUUUUAUAAAUACUGGUACAUUGUAUUUCUUGCCUAUGCAUAUUAUUUGUAUAGUUUUCCCUGGGGUAGACGUAUUUAUUUUUAUAGAUAGCUGAAGUACAAAUAAAAUUGAAAUUAUUAGAUCUUUAUUUAUUUUGUAUAUGGAGGAAGAUUGAUUAAAAUCACUUGGACUGUUUUAUUUUAUCUGUUUUACCUCUAAGUGAUUGUAAUUCAUUCAUUGUAUUUAAUUUAUUAUUUGUUGGGAUGUUUGUUUUUGUUAUCUAUAUUUUCUUUAUAGGAUAAACUUGAAUCAAACUGUUGUAAAGGUUUUAUUAUAAUAUUGCAAAGUCAAUUUAUGUAUUAAAACGUUUUUACACAACAUUUAUGAACAUAGAAUUUUAAUAGAUAAAAGUUUAAAUUAAUACAGAACUUAUGAAAACUUAUAUUACAUUGUUAACACUGUUAUAAAAUUAUAGAUAAUAAAGAUUUUAAACUAC